UUCCUCGCCGGCCGACCAGGACCAUCCCGUGGAUUCCCGUAGCCUCCUACCUCAGCUACCUCCGACCCUGCCCUCACCAACACCCGACCCAAGCUGGGAUUUUUAUUCUUCUAUUCCCCUUCCCCUUCCCCUCCCCCUCCCCCUCCCUUCAGAGCAGAGUAGGUUGCUUCUCAAUCGGGUCAACCCGGUCCGGACCUCCCCCUCCCCGCCGGAUCUUGCCCACCGAUCCCCGCCGCCGUCCUCCGAUCCAUAGUCCCCCGAGGAACAGAGCAGCUCAUGGUGGGGCAGACCAUGAUGCGCAUCGUGCGCCCCUGCUUCAAGCCCUCGCUGCCCGACGGCGCGCAGGUCGUCGCCGCCGGGGGCGGCGGCACCAGGGAGGGCCUGCUCUGGUACAGGGACGCCGGCCGCCACGCCUGCGGCGACUUCUCCAUGGCCGUCGUGCAGGCCAACCAGCUGCUCGAGGACGCCAGCCAGCUCGAGGCCGGGCCCCUCGUCGCCGCCGACGGGCCCUGCGCCACCUUCGUCGGCGUCUACGACGGCCACGGCGGGCCCGAGACCGCCCGCUUCGUCGCCGAUAACCUCUUCCACCACCUAAAGAAGUUUGCGACGGAACAACAAACCGUGUCGGCCGACGUGAUACGCAGAUCCUACGCUGCCACGGAGGAGGGGUUUCUGAACCUUGUGAGGAAGCAGUGGCUCAUCAAGCCGCAGAUCGCCUCGGUCGGUACGUGCUGUUUGGUUGGCAUUAUCAACGAAGGGGUCCUCUACAUAGCAAACACCGGUGAUUCUCGUGCUGUCCUCGGGAGACUUGAGCGGGGCGUCAAAGACAUUAGGGCUGUUCAGCUCUCGUCCGAGCAUAACGCGAGCUUUCAGGAGGUAAGGGAUGAGCUAAGACAGAUGCACCCAGACGACCCGCGGAUCGUGGUCCUCAAGCACAAUGUUUGGCGCGUGAAGGGCAUUAUUCAGGUUUCCAGAACGAUCGGUGACGCCUACCUAAAAAGUUCGGAGUUUAACCGCGAGCCUCUUCUGGCACGGUUCCGUAUUCCAGGGCCCUUCCAUAAACCAAUUCUUUGUCCGGAACCAUCCAUUGAAGAACACAGACUGUGUGCAGAAGAUCAGUUUGUUAUAUUUGCGUCAGAUGGACUAUGGGAGCACUUGAGCAAUCAGGAAGCUGUGGAUAUAGUUCACUGUUCACCUCGGAAUGGCAUUGCGAGACGACUAAUAAAAGCAGCUCUGCGGGAGGCGGCAAAGAAGAGAGAAAUGAGAUACUCAGACUUGAAGAAGAUCGACCGCGGGGUCAGGAGGCACUUCCACGAUGAUAUUACUGUUGUGGUAUUAUUCAUGGAACCCGCGCUUAUCAGCAGGAGGCUCUACGGUGGGCCGUUGCUUUCGCUAAGGGGUGGUGGCAGCACGCCAACGUUUGCACAGAAAUGCUGAACAUCCAUCACUGAUGCUUUCUGGAAAUAUCCUCCUAUAUAUCGUUCAUAUCUUGGGCUGCUGGUGCUCUCCACACGACAUGCAGACACUGCGUAGAGCGGUGCGUGGAGGAGCCGUAUUGUUUUGACUUCUAAUAUGUACAGAUAGAGAGAGAGAGAGAGAGAGAGAGAGAGGCGUUGUUCGAUUCGAUCGCCGCGUCAUCGGUGUGAUGACAUGACCCUCUGUUGGCUCGCUCGCUCGGAGAAACCUAAGCUGGCAGCUGCAAUGCAUAAUUUGCAGGUAUCAGCUGGUGUUUCUCUUUUCGCGGGGUGGAUGGACCUGAACUUGAGCAGUAUUUUAAGAAACAUGGGAUUAAGACAUUGCCGGAUGCUGUUGUUACAUCUCAUGGCCUCUCCUUCAUUUUGCAGCUGUCCAGCUUUCUGUUUGAGGUCCCCAUUGUAUUUUAAGCUUUAAGCUGGAUGCACCUGUGUGAAAUGUGGAUGUUGGGGCAGAGUUGGAUUAGCAUUAGCCAUGGACUUUGUAAAGAGUAUAUGUCCAUUUUGCCAAGACAAGGACUAAAAAAAAAUUCUACUUUUAA
Molecule: messenger RNA, 2014 nt
Organism: Aegilops tauschii subsp. strangulata
Lineage: Eukaryota; Viridiplantae; Streptophyta; Magnoliopsida; Poales; Poaceae
Product: probable protein phosphatase 2C 38
Biological process (GO): protein dephosphorylation
Molecular function (GO): cation binding; protein serine/threonine phosphatase activity
Source: RefSeq, a predicted model, not a curated record